This is a messenger RNA of Aureobasidium vineae, 1062 nucleotides long. The record is from the annotation of a GenBank genome assembly. Lineage: Eukaryota; Fungi; Ascomycota; Dothideomycetes; Dothideales; Saccotheciaceae.
AUGGCUACUAACAAUUCUUUCCAUCAUUUCAGUCAUGGUCAUCAUGAUCUCGUUCUAGCGGUGGACUACAAUUUCUACGGCACGCGCAUGGUGACCGCGUCAUCAGACCAUCGAUUGAAAGUCUGGGACAGAAAGGACGAUGGAUGGACGGUAACCGAUGUCUGGAAAGCGCAUGAUGCCGAGGUUACCGAUUGGAAUGGUCCCUUUGUGGGCGAGAUCAUAGGGAGUGUCGGAGAAGACGGUCUGUUACGGAUAUGGCAGGAGGAUUUGCUUGAAGCACCUCUUUCUGGCCGUAGGUUCAAGAGAAUCUACCAGCAACCUUCAGCAACGCGGGUACCGUACAUGUCUCUGGACUUCAAGAAUAUCGGCAUUGAAACAUAUCUGGCCGUCAUCUCCCGUGACGGGCAACUGACAGUCUGCGAGCCAGUAGAUCACGACAACCUUUCAGAAUGGCAGAUCUUGUGGCAAGAUCAUUUGUGCAAGACCCCGCAAAGGACAGAAGAGACAGGUUUCCGUCUAAGCUGGCAUCAUGAGAAGCUGCCUGCAUGGCCUGCCAUAAUGGCUGGACUCGAUCGCAAGAGCUUGUCGCUAGCCGUUUCGGUCAUGGAUACUGUCAAGAUCUUUCGCAGUGACAAGGACCGCAAAUUCUACACGGCCGCCGAGCUCAAAGGAUCAGACGCAUUGAUACGAGACGUCGCAUGGGCAAAUGGCUCAAUGCGCGGCUUCGACGUGAUCGCGACUGCCAGUAAAGACGGCUACGUUCGAGUAUAUGAGGUGCACACCNCCGGUGUCUCGGAGACUUCAGCAACACAAUCCAAACACACUAUAGAAGCUUCAUCUGGACUCAAAUCGCCGACGCAUUCCAAGCCAAGUCAGUCUGGCAUAGGCGCUGGACUCGCUGGAGGACCACGUAGCGGUAGAAGCGAAGAACAAGGACGCCCGGGUAGAGUCAACCAGGAAGCAAGACUUGCGACCGAGCUUUCUGCCCAUAGUGGUGCGGUCUGGAGGGUCGGCUUUUCACAGAUGGGUGAGGACAAGCCAACUACCUUGCAAAGACCAUGA